UUCCCUCCUUUAUAAAGGCAGCCAUUGUCAGGCAAUGCCCCACUUGCCUUUCCCAAUAGGAAGCAUCCAGCUGAGUUGCCAACAUGGCAUUUGAUGGUACCUGGCAAGUCUACACCCAAGAGAAGUAUGAAGACUUUCUGAAAGCAAUUGCCCUAUCAGAUGAUAUCAUUAAAAUUGCCAAAGACAUCAAGCCCAUAACCGAAAUCCAUCAGACCGGGAAUACUUUUGUGAUCACCACGAAAAACCCCAACAAAUCUGUUACGAACACGUUCCUGCUGGGAAAAGAAGCAGAAAUGACCACCAUGGAUGGAAAAAAAGUUAAGUGCACAGUAAAUCUCACGGAUGGAAAAUUAAUAGCCAAGUCAGACAAAUUCAUCCACGAGCAACAAAUUGUAGGCAAUGAAAUGGUGGAGCCACCAGCCUCAGAACUGGGAGCGCAGUUGAGAGGUAGCAACAUCUGCAGUAAACCACAAUGGCACAAAAGGGACCAUCCACAUGCUGUGAGAUCAUCCUACAAAUGCCACCAUGAGGGGCAGCAGGCCUUUCUAUCACUACCAAAGCUGUGAUAACAGCCGUUGGAGCAGCACUGGGAUCACUGUGAAGUUCAUGAAAUCAUUGAGAAGAAUAGCACUUA
Messenger RNA from Thamnophis sirtalis, 634 nucleotides. Lineage: Eukaryota; Metazoa; Chordata; Lepidosauria; Squamata; Natricidae. The record is from RefSeq and is a predicted model, not a curated record.